UAGAAGAUAAAUAAAGAUUCGCUUAGAUUAUUUAAUAUAAAACUGUUGUGUUAAAUUAAUUCACUUCCUCACAGGUUAUUGAGGCGCAAUGCACACUUACACAGCGUUUGUGAUUUUAUUUAUUAAAAAUAUAAUAAGUUUUGUGGAAAUGAUUUAUUGUAAGAUGUCAGAGUCGGAAGAAAAGGCUCAACUGGUCGACUAUGACAGCGACGGAAGUUUUGAGAAAACAUCAUCUGAUCUAGAGAAUGUUGGACAAAAUUCAAUCUUCAAAAUCAAAAUUGAGAAAAAUAUGGAUACCCUUCAUAGUCUGUCACAAUUCCGCAAGGGAUUAAUUCAUACAACAGAUAAUGACAAUGCAAGACCAUCAAAAACAACUGAUGAGAAUAAAGAUGAACAAGAGUUACAGGUUAAGAUAAAUAAUUUCUCAACACCUGUCAAAUCAGACCAGUCGACAAAUAUAGAAGACGAUAAUAAUAAAAAUAAGAAUGAAAAUACCAAAGCCAAGAUUGUCAGCUGUGAGAAAAUGGUAAUGGUUGGUAGCAAAGAAUUUGAAGAUAUGAAGAUGCUGAUGGUCGAGUCCAACAAACAGACUCGGGAGAUGUCAGCAACACUCGGUAGAGCUGCGAAACGAUUAGAAGAAGUCACUCACGAACUAGUUAAAGCUCUUAAAAUGACGGUAGAUAGGCGUAGAGCAGAGCUAGAUCGGGAGAAGGCUAAAAUAGAAGCAACUAAGCUAGAAGCCGAGAAAAAGACCAACGACGGAGAAGAGACAAUUAAGGCUCAGACUGCAAAGUUUGACGGCAAGAAGAACUGCCAUAGAUGUUCUAAACCUGGACAUAGAAUUGAAAAUUGUCCCCUGUCAAAAGAUUUGUGGUUCUGCUACUACUGUCAGGAGAUAAGAUCUCAUAAGGGUUCAGAGUGCAAGGAUGGCAGGAUCAAAAAAAACUCUGUUGAUCGCAAGAAGUAGCGCAGUGGAAGCUGGACGUGGGAAAUGGAGGGAGUGUUAAGAAGACACAAAUUUACCCAAGUCCGCUGAGAUCUAUUUUUUAUAUAUCUAGAUUAUUAUUAUUAUGGCUAGUGAGUUGGCGUCGGUCUGCGCGCCGCUCGACGGCGCAUACGACUCCUCUCCCCUUUACUCUCUAUACUUUACUUUAUAUCUUGUACUCUUGGCGGUACUACGUGCAGCCACGUGCA
Messenger RNA from Cotesia glomerata, 1194 nucleotides. RefSeq lists its product as uncharacterized. Lineage: Eukaryota; Metazoa; Arthropoda; Insecta; Hymenoptera; Braconidae. Gene Ontology annotation, molecular function: zinc ion binding; nucleic acid binding. The record is from RefSeq and is a predicted model, not a curated record. Bases 89 to 967 code for a protein of 292 amino acids. The transcript has 5 exons.